Molecule: messenger RNA, 1940 nt
Organism: Juglans microcarpa x Juglans regia
Lineage: Eukaryota; Viridiplantae; Streptophyta; Magnoliopsida; Fagales; Juglandaceae
Product: oxalate--CoA ligase-like
Exons: 3
Coding region: 106-1680 (524 amino acids)
Biological process (GO): fatty acid metabolic process
Molecular function (GO): medium-chain fatty acid-CoA ligase activity
Source: RefSeq, a predicted model, not a curated record
CGUGGCCGCAUUCCAUCUCUCACAGCCAUUGUUUCAGUCUUUAUUUAAUUCAUCGCUAUUUCUCAGGGAUAAAAAAACACAAGCAUUCGUUGCUACCAAUAAAAAAUGGAAAAUCUGACGCUUAGUAGCUUGUUGGAAAGAGCUGCGUCCGAAUUCCCAACCCGGCGAGCUCUUUCCGUAUCCGGAAAAUUCGAUUUCACGCACGACCGAUUACAACAGCUAGUUGAUCACGCCGCCUCUCUUCUACUUGCCUCCGGGGUCAAUCCAGGCGACGUCGUAGCCCUCACCUUCCCCAACACCGUAGAGUUUGUGGUUCUGUUCUUGGCUGUAAUCCGAUGCCGAGCCACGGCUGCACCAUUGAACACGGCUUACACCGCAGAAGAGUUCGAGUUCUACCUCUCUGACUCGGAAUCAAAGCUUCUCAUUACACCGAAAGAAGGAAUUCAAUCAGCUCAAGCCGCAGCUUCCAAGCUCAAAAUCCCUCACGUGACCGCCACGCUGCACGAUGCCGAAUCGAAACUCUCUAUCUCCACAUCGGAAUCGGAGUCCAUCUCCGACUGCUCGGUCGUGGAAGUCGUCAAUGAUCCGUCCGACGUGGUGCUCUUCCUUCACACGUCCGGCACCACGAGCCGACCCAAAGGAGUGCCUCUGACUCAGCUCAACCUAGCAUCCUCCGUUCGCAAUAUCAAAUCGGUGUACAAACUCCGUGAGUCCGACUCUACCGUGCUCGUUCUCCCGUUAUUCCACGUCCACGGGUUGAUUGCCGGGUUAUUGAGUUCGCUCGCUGCAGGAGCCGCGGUGACACUCCCAUCCGCCGGCAGAUUCUCGGCCUCGACGUUCUGGUCCGACAUGCUCUCGUACGGGGCGACGUGGUACACCGCCGUCCCGACCAUCCACCAGAUCAUUAUAGACCGCCACUUCAGCAAACCCGAACCUGCUUACUUGAAGCUCCGCUUCAUCCGUAGCUGCAGCGCGUCGCUUGCUCCGUCAGUACUGUCUCGGCUUGAGGAGGCAUUCGGCACGCCUGUGCUGGAAGCCUACGCAAUGACGGAGGCGGCUCAUCUCAUGGCAACCAACCCGUUACCGGAGGACGGCGGGCACAAGCCCGGGUCUGUGGGCAAGCCAGUGGGUCAGGAAAUGGCGGUCUUGAACGAGAACGGACUCCGGCAACCGGAGGGUGUACACGGCGAGGUGUGUAUUAGGGGACCAAACGUGACCAAAGGUUACAAGAACAAUCCCGAAGCCAAUAAAACCGCGUUUUCAUUCGGGUGGUUCCAUACGGGAGAUAUCGGGUUUUUCGACUCGGACGGGUAUUUACAUCUUGUGGGUCGGAUCAAGGAGCUCAUUAACCGUGGAGGAGAAAAGAUAUCUCCAAUCGAAAUUGAUUCAGUGCUUUUGUCCCAUUCUGAGAUUGCUCAGGCUGUUGCCUUUGGAGUUCCUGACGAUAAAUAUGGUGAAGAGAUAAAUUGUGCCGUAAUUCCUAGGGAAGGGUCAAACAUAGAGGAAGCGGAGGUGCUGGAAUUUUGCAAGAAGAACGUGGCAGCUUUCAAGGCCCCCAAGAAGGUUUUCAUCACCGAUUCCCUUCCAAAAACUGCAACCGGAAAGAUUCAACGCCGGCUUGUGGCCCAGCAUUUCCUUGCUCAAAUCUCCACCGCCAAAGUUCCCAAGUUUGGGGCUUGAGCCGGCCUAUUUGUCAAUAGCAUGCACGUACGUACGUCGUUUGUGGUACCCAUUUGGGACACAAUAUUAUAUAUCUAUAUGUGCAAUUAAAUGCUAGCGGGAUAGUGAAUUUGGGUCCAUUUGGUUUAAUUGAGCUCCUCUCUCAAGUGGUUGGUGCAGUGGAGGAGGAGCUAUAUAUACCAAGUUCGGUAUUACUUUUGUGCAAAUUUCAACGCAUGUAUUGUAAAAUUUUCAUAAAUUUGAGAUCAAGAUUUUCUAAA